CCCUUUGAUGGAAUUUAUAAAAUUUUAAAUUUUUUUACUUAUUUUAUUUUUCCCUCUGAAUUAAUAAAAACAAAACACAGCCAAAAACAACGCAACCCUAAUGCGAACCGAAGGCCUCCGCAGUCUCUUCCCCUUCCUUUUUCUCUUCUCCUUGGCUCCUAAUCGAGGUCCCUCCGCACUCUUACUUUGGGGCCUUUGCUCGACCUCGCUCCCUCAAUCUCUCUGCUUCGCCACCACGGAGGUUGAUUUCGGCCACCAUAAGCCUUAUCUUCUGAUUUUGCCCAAUCCAAGUUGUGACCAUCAAAGCUAUUUCCACCCACACGGUAAGCAUCUUACAAAUCUACUAUGAUCAAAGCCUUCCUUGUGUCAACCACAAUGAAACCUAUCUACUUUCCUAUUAUUCUGGCCACUUUUUCAGUAACUCCUAAUUUCAAAUCUCGUCAAGUGCAACACCGAAAGAUUGUUGCAUAUCUCAAAUCUAUUAGAUAGAACUACUAUUGUAAUUUUUAUUUCCAUUUUUAUUUAGGGAUUGCAUGUUCUUUGGAUUUGAGAUUGUGUGGAUGUACUGUUGGUAUUCAAAGCCAUUGUAUUUUGCUAAGAGAUUGGUAGCACCAGGGUACAAAGCCAUUGUAUUUUGCUUUGAAAGCUGUGUUGAAUAUUCAAUCUCAAUAUGUUAAUAACUUGGUGUUGUAUCUGCUGAUGAACAGUGGUCUUGACAAUCAAGGUCUGAAGGGUUUUUUGCCAAAUGACAUUUCCAAACUUCAUAAUUUGCAAAUCCUUUGAGUUUCUUCUCCUACAAUAAUUGUUGAAAGAGCAGGGUCCUUUGCUUGGGCACAUAAAAGCUGGAGAGUUUGAGAGGAGUUUACACAAAAUGUCCCAGCUACAAUUAAUCUAUUUGCAGCUACUGAGCUUCCACUUCAACAAGCUAUCCUCCCCCCUGUUUUGCAAUUGCUUAAUGAUCCAAAUCCUGCUUUAGGGAAGUAGCUAUUUUGUGCAUUGAGGAUGUGGCAAUUGCUUAUGGAUUCAAUGCUAUUAGGGAUCAAGCAGUAGUAGAUAAUAAAGGCUCAAAGAGGCAAUUCUAGCUUGUUCUUUUAAUGAGAAAGACUAUAAGAAAACAACAGUAGCUGCAACAAGGACACUCCAAAUGAUCAAGAAAGCCAAAGAGCUAGCAAUCCUCUGUGCUACACAAGUUGGCCUUGUUAUAUUCUCCAGCACGAGAAAGCUUUAUGAAUAUGCCAGCACCAACUUUACAAAGAGGCCUAUGCUCCUUCUUCACCGACGACUCUAGGGUUUUGCCUCAUAACUCCAGGAUCUCUCUUGCUUUCACAUUACUUCUUCUUCUCGUUGGUUUAGUCUCCCUUUUCACCAUCUUCAAUAAUCUCAAUGCGCCUUACUUGUGUAAAAACGAUGGGAUUGUUCUUCACUGCCCGUAUGUUAAAGAAUCACCAUCACUUUGGGAAAAUCCUUUCUCUUCCACAACAUCUUGGAAGCCCUGUGCUGAGCGCCAGGAUGGUGUUUUACCAGGUGUCAUACCUUCUUUGUUUUAUUCAGAGGAAAAUAGUGGUUCACGACUUCCUUCAGCACAAUCCUAUUGUAGAGGCCACAACCAAUGUUGAAUGCUUCAUCGUGGGGUAGGAAUCACGACGGUUCAGGAUACAACCGAUGUAGAAUGUCAGAAUUCAACAUCGGUCACUCAACCAUCGUUGUGUUUCAACGACAUCAAGCUACAACGAUGCAUGAUAACCGAUGUAGAAAGGUGCCGAUAACCGAUGUAAAAAACUUAUUUUCUAGUAGUGUAUUAUAUUUUAGAAGUCAACACUUUGUUAGUCAUAGAGGACCAUAUAAAGCAACAAUGUUCAUUUGAUAAAAAAAAUAUUUUAAUUCAUCUUUGAUGGAAAAAAGUAUGACUAUUUUUUGUGGUUUUCUUUUUUCCUUUGAUAAUGGACUUGCUGCUAUAUUGCAACAUGAUCAAAGAAAUCAAUAAUCAUAUAUU
Molecule: messenger RNA, 1993 nt
Organism: Glycine soja
Lineage: Eukaryota; Viridiplantae; Streptophyta; Magnoliopsida; Fabales; Fabaceae
Product: protein PECTIC ARABINOGALACTAN SYNTHESIS-RELATED-like
Exons: 10
Coding region: 1227-1616 (129 amino acids)
Source: RefSeq, a predicted model, not a curated record